Microthlaspi erraticum is the source of this 1206-nucleotide messenger RNA. Lineage: Eukaryota; Viridiplantae; Streptophyta; Magnoliopsida; Brassicales; Brassicaceae. The record is from the annotation of a GenBank genome assembly.
AUGAGGAAUCACAAGAAGAAGAAGACUAUGAAGAUUUCGGAUCUUCCUGACGAUUUGGAAUCGGAAAUACUCGCUAGGGUUCCGGCCAAGUCUCUAUGGAAAUCGCAAACUACUUGCAAACGAUGGUACGCUUUGUUCAGAGAUGAAAGUUUCGUCAGAAAGAACCAGAAGUUGGGUAAAUCAGUAAGGGAGUCAAUUUUACUAUGUAAUUAUGGGGUUUAUUCGAUCGGCGAGGAUCUCCACGGACUUUACAAUACCGGCGUUGGUAGAUCUAUUGAGUUUUCCGGUAAACUUAGCAGUCUAAAGAAGGAUCCAAAAGAGGAUUUGAAAAUAUCUCAAAUCUUUGAUUGCGACGGUUUGAUAUUAUGGUCCACUGAAGGAAACACUAGACUUGUGAUUUGGAACCCUUGUACAGGUCAAACGAGUCAGAUCAAACCCAGAACUCGUUACCGGAGUGAAGAUAUCUAUGCUCUAGGAUACGCAAACAACAGCAAAUCUUGCCAUAGCUACAAAAUAUUGAGGUGUUAUUAUUAUCUCAACGAGCAAAGUGUCAAGGUUGCAGAGUUUGAGAUGUAUGACCUCAGCUCUGGUUCAUGGAGGGUUCUUUAUAACUUCACUCAUGACUAUGCCAUAUUUUGCGAUGGAAUGUCUUUGAAAGGAAAUACGUACUGGGUUGCAGGAUGUAAAGAAACCGGUCUUUUCCUGAUGAAGUUUGAUUUCACAACAGAGAAGUUUGUGCGUCUCUCUCUUCCCUUUCAGAGUUUUAAUCCUGAAGACACCGUUUCUCUAUCUGUUGUUAAGGAUGAGAAACUCUCCGUGUUACAUCAGAAUAUUCUUGAGUUUUCGAAUGUGAUGAGGAUAUGGGUGACCAAUAAGGUUGAUGAGGCAGACAAAGACUUGUCUUGGAGGAGCGACUUUGAGUUGGUAGUGGAUUAUGAUAAGUUUGAGUUAGAAGGUGUGGUGAAUGUGUCAAGCUUCUUGUUGGACGAGGAGAAUAAAGUGGCAGUGUGUUGUGAUAUAGAUCUGGAUGAUGAAUAUAGGAACGGCAGUAGCAGAAUCUACAUUGUUGGAGAGGAUAUGUAUAAACAAGUUUACAGUGUAAAGUGCUCUCGUUCCAGUUGGCCACUUCUCCUAACGUAUGUUCCAAGUUUGAUACGCAUUCAGAAAAAUAAACCCACAAGGAAAAAGAAAAGGAGAUUAGUUUAA